Pyricularia grisea is the source of this 3852-nucleotide messenger RNA. RefSeq lists its product as uncharacterized. Gene Ontology annotation, biological process: biosynthetic process. NCBI's taxonomy places the organism in Eukaryota, Fungi, Ascomycota, Sordariomycetes, Magnaporthales, Pyriculariaceae. The record is from RefSeq and is a predicted model, not a curated record. Gene Ontology annotation, molecular function: pyridoxal phosphate binding. The transcript is spliced from 6 exons. Bases 466 to 1878 code for a protein of 470 amino acids.
AAACGAGGCGGAUCUGUCCGUGACGAACUACAGUUGCUUCCUUUUUUUUUCCCCCUUUUUAUCUCUAACCCCUCUUUUCUUUCUUUCUUGAAAUUGAUCAAGAGUUGGAAUACCUGCUUUUUUUUUCGAUUGCCUUACAUCCCAAGUAUCACCAUCUGUCCAGUAUCUUUUACCUCAAUUCUUUGGCGUUAUUUCUGUUCGACCCUUAAAAGUUCCCCUAUUUUCCACCCUGCAGCUCCUCAACAUUUGAUUUGCUACAGUUCCAUUUUUUAUUUCCUACCCCAAUUGAAUUGUACCCUAGGAUAUCCUUGUUACAGACUUUGAUAGGUACAUUUGUGUGUGGCCAUCGUGGGCCAUUCUGCCCGCUACCAAAACCAAGACCGUCGCCCUGAUUCCUUUCUGUCUUCUUUGCGAGCUUUUUUUUUUUUUUUACUUCCAGUUUAACCUGGCUGGUGAGUCGCAAUCAUGUUCAGCAACCGCAAGUUCAGUAUCAACCGGAACACGGGAGUUCCAAAGCCCUCCCGGCGCUUCUCCCUUGCCGAACCGAGCGCGAACGAGGCUGGGUCCAAGAUCCACAGGCAGUUCCGUGCCGCCCACGAAGGCCAUCUUCCUCAUGCCGGUCUCGAUCCCACUCGAGCCUCGACUGGUGUCGUCUGGUGUACCGAGCGCGCAACCGAGUAUGGCUUCAUGGAGGAGCCCGAGAAGUGGGCAAACCUCGGCCAGGGCGCCCCUGAGGUAGAAGAUGAGAUCGAGGGCUGCUUCAAGCGCCCCACGAGCGUCGACGUCACCCUCAACAGCCGCGAGUACGGCCCUACUGCCGGCAUCAAGCCCCUGAGGGAGGCCGUCGCCCACCUGUACAACGAGAUGCACCGCAAGGGCCAGGACAGCCUCUACACCUGGGAGAACGUCGCCAUCGUGCCUGGUGGCCGUGCUGGUCUGAUCCGUAUCGCUGCCGUGCUCAACAACUCGUACCUGUCCUUCUUCAUCCCCGACUACACGGCUUACAACGAGAUGUUGUCGCUCUUCAAGGACAUUGCCGCCAUCCCUGUGCCCUUGUCCGAGGACGAUGGCUACCACAUCAACCCGGACAAGAUCGCCGAGGAAAUCGCCCGUGGUACCGGUGUCAUCUUGACCUCGAACCCCCGUAACCCUACCGGCAGGGUCGUUUCAAACCCCGAGCUGGCUGAGAUUCAGGAUCUGUGCCGUGACCGUGCUACAUUUAUCUCGGAUGAGUUUUACUCCGGAUACAACUACACAAGCGACUGCGAUGGAACUACCAUCAGCGCUGCCGAAAACGUUAUUGAUGUCGACGAUGACGAUGUUCUUAUCAUUGACGGCCUGACCAAGCGCUUCCGUCUUCCCGGUUGGCGUGUGGCUUGGAUUCUGGGCCCCAAGGAAUUCAUCAAGGCUAUCGGCUCGUGCGGUUCCUACCUCGACGGCGGCACCAACGUCGCCUUCCAGGAAGCCGCCAUCCCGAUGCUGGAGCCUACCCUGGUCAAGGCCGAGAUGAAGGCCCUGCAGAGCCACUUCCGCGACAAGCGCGACUACGUCGUCAAGCGCCUGCGCGCUAUGGGCUUCAACAUCAAGUUCGUCCCCGACUCGACCUUUUACCUGUGGCUCAACCUCGAGGGCCUGCCGAAGCCCAUCGAGGACGGCCUCAACUUCUUCCAAGCUUGCCUCGAGGAAAAAGUCAUCGUCGUGCCCGGAAUCUUCUUCGACUUGAACCCCGCCCGCCGUCGUGACCUGUUCGACUCGCCCUGUCACCACUUUGUUCGCUUCUCGUACGGUCCCAAGAUGGAGACGCUGAAGCUUGGUUGUGAUGGUAUCGAGAGGGUCGUCAACAAGUUCAAGGAUGCGCUCACCAUGACACACGCCUAAAGUCUGAGAGCCGUCCGGAGAUGAGACGAUGAAGGCAUAGAACGAAAGAUAUGACUGAAGAAAUGCUUUGUUUUGGGAUAGCUACAUGAGCGAUGUCUUGGUCAUGAAAUCAAUAGAAUUGAGGCCAUUGUGGCAUCAAGGAUUGCAGUAUAUGCGCUUUCGCCACAGUCAGGAUUCCUGGUAUGUGCUCGACCAGUAAUAGCAUUGUACUUGGUGAAGUGUAGCUGCUUUUCUAUGCCGGGUGUGUCUAUUCGGUCGCAACACUGUUUAUGUCCAGAAAGCCCAUAAGUAUAAUGUAUAUCAUACGACAGCGAGCAGCCAGAUAAGAAAGGCAACAAGUCUAAAAUUGUGAGGAGUUGAAUUAAAAAUCAGCCACUAUCCAUCUGAGAAAAGAACACCAAAAAUAAAGAAUAAAUCAACAACAAAACGAUCAUAUUCUGAUACUCAAUUUGAGUUGACUACCAUAACACAUGGUUAGUGACCGUUGCUCUCUUCGUCACCACCGCUCGCGUGUAAAAGGCCAAUAAUGUCGUUGGUCGAAAAGUACUCAACCAACCACGGUGCCAUGGCCUCGGUCGGGUCUUGGCCCCAUGUGAUCUCGCGACUAUCAAAUGUCAGGUCAGCAAGCUGAGCGUAAUACCCGCUUCCUGGAGUGACGACUCCGGUGGUCUGAACCAUGGGCGACGAGAAAUCUCCCGGCUGUGGGUGUUCGAACUGUGAGCCCUGCCGGUUAAGAGGGCCAGAUAGCGCCGCCAGUGAGGACCCGCCGCCGUUUGGCGAUGGGGAUGGCUCGUAGCUGGUAACCGAUGAGCGCACCGGUGCCGUGUAUAUGCUGCUGUUCCCUGUCAUGUCACUCGUCGGAGGAGCUGUUGUUGUACCCUCAGAGUUGGAAUCAAACUGGCGAUGACGUUGUAGAUGAAGGUGAUGCUCGUUUGCGGGAUCGCCACUAGAUAGACGAGAUCGAGGUGGCUCCUUGGCCGAUGCACCAGCUCUAGGGCUGUUGAGUGAAGACACGGAUCUACGCUUCUGCCGUGACCGGUGCUUAGGUGAGACGUUUACUGCUGGUACUGGCGAAAACCGCAUUGCUGAUACGGGUGCUUGUGGGUAGGCAGAAGUGUAUAUGGCUUGCGAGGGCUCAUUCCUGAGAGGGUCGUAGGCCAGGUUCCCCGGAGGUGUGAGGGGUGCCGGUAAAAUGAGUGGUUUGCUUGCAGAAUCAAAGCUCGUUUCGGUAUUGGUUGCCAUUGCAGCCCCGGUAGGUAUCUCUUGUUGAUGAGCUGAAGAUGCAGGCCGGUGUCGUGCCUGGUGCUGGUGCUGCAGACUCAUGGCGGCGUUGGCUUGGUUCUGAUAAACCCAAGUGAGAGAAGAGUUUGGCGAGUUGGUUGUGCCUGUGAGAGAGAAGCCAACCAUGGGCGGCACAUUUGGAGUCGAAGAAAUCCCGAAUUCCCGAGGAAGCCGGCCUAACGAGGAUGACCGCCUUCCUGACAUUUUCUUGGUCAUUGCGUACUCUUCUAGCGUGUAAGUUUCGCAGUCCCAGAUUCCCUUGGACUUUUGAUCCAAGGCUGUCAGUAUGUACCUCACACCACCCCAAUAAGACUGUAGCUGCUGGAGACUCUUGUAACAGCGCUGGUAGUUCUGAUUCGCUCCAAAGGCAAGCAGCGAGCUAGGUUGCUUCGCCUCCUUGUCCUUGGCCGUGAAAGCGAAGCCGUUUGUCAGGCCAGCCGUUUCCGAGUCGGUAUGUGAUGGGGCCGACGACUGCGCUGUGCCGGACUGCAUCAAAAAGGCACACGCGGCUAUAUACAUGGGCUGGGAUGUGAAAGGAUUUCCCAUGACGCUUCUCGAGUCGAUAAGCUCAGCAAAAGAGAGAAUAUCCGCAAUCGAUCUGGCGCUCGAGAUUGCCACUUCGCGGCCAUGUGGCAAGAGAUCAUCAAUCUGCCGGAUGGCUCCAAAGAUGACGGCGGGCUGGUGGAGGAUGAU